This is a messenger RNA of Otolemur garnettii (small-eared galago), 2770 nucleotides long. RefSeq names its product cysteine rich protein 2 (gene CRIP2). The record is from RefSeq and is a predicted model, not a curated record. NCBI's taxonomy places the organism in Eukaryota, Metazoa, Chordata, Mammalia, Primates, Galagidae. The transcript has 8 exons. The coding region runs from base 1584 to 2204 and encodes 206 amino acids.
GCAGGCCUGCCCCAGACCUGGCGCGCCCCGCCGCCCUUUGCGGCCAGUCCUCUGCCCCGGAGACCCGCGCCCCCGGCGGUAUGCUCGGGAUGCGCCGGCCGGGUCCCAGCCCAGGACCUAGCCUGGGCCUCGGGAUGCUUGUCCAGGAGACGGGUUCUUCGAGCUGCCCACGCGGGUGUAGCCAGAGGGUGGGGCUGCGACGGGGCGGAGGCCGCUACGCCCGAACUCCCAAGUGAUCGGUGGGGAGGGGCGGGGACACGGGUCCGGCCAGGCCGAGUGCGUGGUCCCCCAGAGAUGAGACCCAGGUUGCCAGAGGGCUUCGGGGUCCAAGAACUCAUCGAGGUCCUCCGGACGGCGCCAAGCGGAGUGGAGUCGGGCGGAGCCUUACGCUCUGGACUUCUUCCGAGGGCUUCGGUCGGAGUCAGGCCUUCUUCCUGGACCCCUCGCCCGCCGCGCCUCGAGCACGUGGCGGUACCCGAGCAGUGACCCUGACCCCCUCACCUCUGCUAAGCCGGGCGGGGCCAAGACUGGACUCUAUUGGGAUUAAGUCCAAAGCGGGGGAGACCUUGGCCUCCACCUCCUGCGUGUCCCAACAUGCACUCCCUUCUUUGGCGCGAGUUCCCCCAGGAGUUUCACACGGGUGGGGCAUGGGGGUGACGUGCGAGCUUGAGAGGGCAUUAGUACCCAAGCAGCCCAGAUGGCUAGGACCUCUGUCUCCUCAAGGUCAGAAGAGCCCUUACAGGAGGCAGGGGAGGGCUGUCCCUGGCAGGGAGCCCAGUGGGCAGCCCCUUCAGGCACUCAACCCUGGUUCUCCGCUUCCUCACUCUCUGUUUCUGGGUCGCUUCCUUCCUACUUUACUUCUGGCUUAUCCUCUGCCCAAUUCUGCCAAGGUGGUCCCUUGCCCAGGAAGCCAUCAACUUUUGCACAGGGGGCCAGUCUUAGAGUUAGAAGCAGAGGUGGGUAAAGGGCUAGGUUGACAGGGCCCUUCCCUGGUCAUCCCAGGAGCAGUGGUCAGGAUCUGGGAUGUGGCCCUGCACUGUGGUGAAGGAAGCCCCUAUGCUUCCCCAGCUCAGGGAUUGGAGUAGGAGGGGGAGGAGGAGGAAGAGGACGAGGAAGAGACCAUCAGUUGUUUGCUAUUCCCAGAGGGGAGGAACCGGAUUUGGCCUGGAGAGCUGCUGGUGUGGCCUGCAGCCAAGGGGCUUCCGGUCACCUCCCCAGGAGCCCACCCACCCUCAGUUCCUGUCCCAGAGAGGCUCCUCUCUGCAGGGCUCAGGGUGGGGGCAGUCCUCAGGGCCUGCCUGCAGUCCAGCUGCCCAUGACUUGGCCCAGGCCAGGCCAGCUCAGGGCUCUCUGAGUUCUUGGCCAACAGUCCUGUGGACAGCCCGGAAAAGUACUCUGCCUACUGGGCAGCCACUGGCUCUCAGCAGAAAACAAAGGCGCCUCAGACCCAGAUGUCUUCAUCCUGCCUGGAAGGCACUGGUGGGGUGAGAGUCCACAGUCCUGCCCACCCCUAUAGCACCCCAGCUGCCCUGCAGCCCACAGCUGAGUAGAGCCAGGGCCAAGACAUCCAGAGCGAUCUCAGGAUGAUGUCUCUGUGUCUGCCAGACACAUGCAGCCUGGCCGAGAAGGUGAGCUCUCUGGGUAAGGACUGGCACAAGUUCUGCCUCAAGUGUGAGCGCUGCAACAAGACGCUGACUCCCGGGGGCCACGCUGAGCACGAUGGGAAGCCGUUUUGCCACAAGCCCUGCUAUGCCACGUUGUUCGGACCAAAAGGAGUGAAUAUCGGGGGUGCUGGUUCCUAUAUCUAUGAGAAGCCCCUGGCGGAGGGGCCACAAGUGACCGGCCCCAUCGAGGUCCCGGUUGCCCGAGCAGAGGAGCGUAAGGCGAGUGGCCCCCCUAAGGGGCCCAGCAAAGCCUCUAGCAUCACCACGUUCACCGGGGAGCCCAACAUGUGCCCUCGCUGCAACAAGAGGGUCUACUUUGCCGAGAAGGUGACAUCUCUGGGUAAGGACUGGCACCGGCCUUGCCUGCGCUGUGAGCGCUGUGGGAAGACGCUGACUCCAGGCGGGCACGCGGAGCACGAUGGCCAGCCGUACUGCCACAAGCCCUGCUAUGGAAUACUCUUCGGACCCAAGGGUGUGAACACCGGGGCGGUGGGCAGCUACAUCUAUGACAAGGAUCCUGAAGGCAAAGUCCAGCCCUAGGCUGUAGCUCCUUCCGUGGUCGAAGGGCCUUCUGCCUCUUGCCAGACCCUGCCCUGUGCCUGGUGGCUGCCUCAGCGUCCUGCCUACAAGCCCUGCCAGAGUCAGAGGAGGGGCAGUGGCAAGGGCUAAUGCCCACCUAUGUGUCUGGGGGUGCCUGCUACCCUCUGGCUUCCUCUGAAGGUCCCCAUCACCCCCUUUUGUGUCUGUGUGCUCCAUAUACACGUGUCCUUGUGUGCCUCCGAACCCCAGGGGCACUCUAUGUGUCUCCCUUCCAGCAUUUCUGUGUGUCCCUGGGUGUCCUGUGUCCUUGUGUGCCCUGUGGGUCUCUGAGGUGGCUGUCGUGCUCCCCCUCUCCUGCUGCCCCAGGCCCUCCUGCCAGUGUUAUUUAUGCCCCCUUGCCAGUGAUGGCCACGCCUCUCACAUUGUCUCCCAGGUGGAGUGUGUCCCUGCUCAGGGCCUUCUGCCUGGCUCCCACACUGCCUUGCAAGCUCUCCCUGCCACCACAUGUGGUUCACUUCCCUGCUGAGAUUUUGCUGUCAAUAAAAGGUUUGAGGAUCAUAGGACAA